AUGGACCCAAGAAACAGAUCAGUUAAUCAUGACGCGCCAUAUCUCAUUUCACCCUUUUGGAGCUCUUUAUUUUCCACUGCAGGGACGCUCCUCCUGGGAAUAGUUAUUAGUAUUGCCACUGGCGAGCACAAGCGACUUCCGGCCGACUCCAGGUAUCUGAACCCUUCUCUGGCGAAGAUGUGGUUGAAGCUUCACGUUAUACGGGACAGUGAGGCAGAAGAGGCACAGCCAGAGAAUGAGCAAGAAACAACGAAUGCUGCCCUUGUUUCUAAUGAAGAGGAAAUGAGGCGUGCUUCCACGAAUGUAUAAAUAAAAGUACUG
Molecule: messenger RNA, 321 nt
Organism: Dermacentor andersoni
Lineage: Eukaryota; Metazoa; Arthropoda; Arachnida; Ixodida; Ixodidae
Source: RefSeq, a predicted model, not a curated record